GGACCCGCCGCCAUGGACGAGGCCUACGACGUGAUCGUGCUGGGUACCGGGCUGAGCGAAUGCAUCCUGUCGGGGAUCAUGUCGGUGAACGGGAAGAAGGUUUUGCACAUGGACCGGAACCCCUACUAUGGGGGAGAGAGCUCCUCCAUCACCCCCCUGGAGGAGCUGUAUAAACGCUUUGGGCUCCCCGAGGGGCCCCCUGAGUCCAUGGGGCGCGGCCGGGACUGGAACGUCGACCUGAUCCCCAAAUUCCUCAUGGCCAACGGCCAACUGGUGAAGAUGCUGCUGUACACGGAGGUGACCCGGUACCUGGACUUCAAGGUGGUGGAGGGGAGCUUCGUCUACAGGGGGGGGCAGGUACACAAGGUGCCCUCCACCGAGACCGAGGCGCUGGCGUCCAAUCUCAUGGGCAUGUUCGAGAAGCGCAGGUUCCGGAAGUUCCUCGUCUUCGUGGCCAAUUUUGACGAGAACGAGCCCCAGACGCUGGAGGGGGUCGACCCCCACGGGACCCCCAUGCGGGACGUGUACGAGCGCUUCGACCUGGGGCAGGACGUGAUCGACUUCACGGGCCACGCGCUGGCGCUGUACCGCACCGACGAUUACCUGGACCAGCCCUGCCUAGAGACCAUUAACCGGAUCAAGCUGUACAGCGAGUCGUUGGCCCGCUAUGGGAAGAGCCCCUACCUCUACCCGCUCUACGGGCUGGGGGAGCUGCCCCAAGGGUUCGCCAGGCUCAGCGCGAUCUACGGGGGCACCUACAUGCUCAACAAGCCCGUGGACGAGAUCGUGAUGGAGAAUGGCCGGGUCGUGGGGGUCCGAUCGGAGGGGGAGGUGGCGCGGUGCAAACAGCUGAUCUGCGACCCCAGCUACGUGCCAGAGCGAGUCCGCGGGGCCGGGCGCGUCGUCCGGGUCAUCUGCAUCCUGAGCCACCCCAUCCACGGCACCAGCGAGGCCGGUUCCUGCCAGAUCAUCCUGCCCCAGAACCAGCUGGGCCGCAAGUCGGAUAUUUACGUCUGUCUGGUUUCCUGGGCCCACAACGUGGCCGCGCCCGGGAAGUUCAUCGCCAUUGUCAGCACCACGGUGGAGACGUCGGAGCCAGAGCGGGAGGUGGAGCCGGCGCUGCAGCUGCUGGAGCCCAUCGACCAGAAGUUUGUGGCCAUCAGUGACUUGUACGAGCCCAUGGACGAUGGCUCGGAGAGCCAGAUUUUCUGCUCCCGGUCAUAUGACGCCACCACCCACUUCGAGACGACCUGUGACGACAUCAAGGACAUUUACCGGCGCAUGGUCGGCGCCGCCUUUGACUUUGAGAGCAUGAAACGGCGCCAGAGCCACGUCUUUGGGGAGGACGAGCAGUGA
This is a messenger RNA of Emys orbicularis (European pond turtle), 1356 nucleotides long. RefSeq names its product GDP dissociation inhibitor 1 (gene GDI1). The record is from RefSeq and is a predicted model, not a curated record. Gene Ontology annotation, cellular component: cytoplasm. Gene Ontology annotation, biological process: protein transport; small GTPase-mediated signal transduction; vesicle-mediated transport. The transcript has 11 exons. NCBI's taxonomy places the organism in Eukaryota, Metazoa, Chordata, Testudines, Emydidae. Gene Ontology annotation, molecular function: Rab GDP-dissociation inhibitor activity. The coding region runs from base 13 to 1356 and encodes 447 amino acids.